This is a messenger RNA of Aureobasidium musti, 1140 nucleotides long. The record is from the annotation of a GenBank genome assembly. NCBI's taxonomy places the organism in Eukaryota, Fungi, Ascomycota, Dothideomycetes, Dothideales, Saccotheciaceae.
AUGCCGCCAACAGCCCACCACUUCACUCCGGUUUAUCCUCUGCAUGAGCCUCAACAGUCAUUCCGUAGCAAGCAAUAUGCUCCUCCCAGGAAAAGGAAGAGGCAACAAGAUCCUAAUGACGACGAUGAAAGCGACGAUUCGGAUUUACACACCGACCCAGUUCAGCCUUCGGUGACAUCCCGCAAUGUCAACGAUCCAUACCGUGUUGCUGGAUGGCCUGAAAACAUGCCAUUACCUGGAUUUUCAUUCCCACACGCUCCUGCUGUCAAAAGAAGGAAUCGACAGCCAGUAUCCAACAAUCUCCAAACCGAGCUCGCAGCUCUGAAGCCCCCAUUGUACGUCCCACCUCCUGGCGAACAAGACACUACUUCAUCACUUCGCCGCCAUCAUCUAGGUGUGCUCACUACCAUCUUACACACAAGCCUUCUGAAGCAUGACUUUGUGCGCGCAGGCAGAGCGUGGGGCAUGAUCUUGCGUACUAAUAUCCUUGGUCGACCGCUGGAUGUGCGCACACAUGGUCGAUGGGGUAUUGGUGCUGAAAUACUGAUGCGAAAAUUCUCGCCCCAGAACGAUUUUCACGAGCAGUCCGACCAUGCAUCAACCAUUAGUGACGAAGGGUUCGAGGCAGCAAAAGAUUAUUACGAACGCUUGAUUCUACAGUACCCCUUUCAAAAGACAAACCCAAAUGCCAUAUCAUCACUAACCUUCUAUCCUGCGAUGUUUGGACUCUGCAUCUAUGAAAUUCAACAAAAAUGCAAUCGAGCUCUGGAACGCAUGCGUAACUCUUCGCUGGAAGCGGACCAAUCCGACUCCGAGUCAGAGCAAACCAGGAACCAGGAGUCNAAAAAUAUCGCUGCCAUCAAACGCUCCGAGCUAGACUCAGCAGCGGGCCUCGCAGCUCGUAUGGACGAACUGAUGCUGUCUCCUCCUUUUGACACAUAUCCGCCGCUGUUACAACUAAGGAGCUCAGUAGCUCUCUGGCUAGCGGAUCUUUAUGAAACUGCAGCUAAUCCGGAUGAUGAUGGCGACGAAAACAAGGAACGUGCUUCCCUAGAGCGUUCCAGGGCUAAAAGGUGUAUAGAAAGGAUGAAAGCUGCUGGGGUGACAGUACCCGAGCCAAUUCUGAAUGGAUUGGGUUGA